UGACCAGCAGGUGAGACAGGUAGACCUUCGGACCCGGAAGGAAAGGCUGAAACUGGCGACUCGUUUUACAGGAAAGAAACCGGCUGUUAGAAACAACAUCUGAUUAACUAAUUUGUGUGUUCAGUGCUUCUGAGAGCGAUGGAGUCCAGAGGCCUGCAGCAGGAGCUGGAGUACCAGUUCAGCCAUGUGGUUUCCAGACAGCAGUUCUUCCAGUCUGACUGGGACAUCGCUUCUUUCGCAGUCUUCUUCAUCUUCAUUGGCAUGGUUCUGCUGCUGGUCAUCCUGGUCCUCAUCCGCUGCUGCUGCUGCUGCUGCUGUGAAGACGAGAUGCCUCGCAGACGGAAGGUGGGCAUAGAGAACAUGGCUCUGGAGCCCUGACAGCUCAACUGCACUCGUGUGUCGCGAAGGCUGAUGAAGCCAGAAGCAGAGCCUUUAGGGAGACUUCUGUUAAGCUUUGAUUUCAAUGUCACCAGUGAAUCUUUGUUCACGAGUCCUUUGCUCCCCAGAUAUGGAAAUCUAACACUUGCACUUUUUCACUGUCUCACUGCUGUGUGUUGCCAGGAUACCACCGAGUAGCUGGAAACACUCAGCUCUCUGUAGUUCACUGAGGUCACUUCCUCCUAUUUCAUUUCUGAAGGUUUUUACUUAGUAAUAAAUAUAUGAAAGUAAUAAAAA
Messenger RNA from Anoplopoma fimbria (sablefish), 675 nucleotides. It is a transcript of the gene smim22, whose product is annotated as small integral membrane protein 22. Gene Ontology annotation, biological process: regulation of cell population proliferation. The record is from RefSeq and is a predicted model, not a curated record. The transcript has 4 exons. Bases 139 to 378 code for a protein of 79 amino acids. Lineage: Eukaryota; Metazoa; Chordata; Actinopteri; Perciformes; Anoplopomatidae.